AUGCCAAACUGGGGAGGAGGAAAGAAGUGUGGGGUGUGCCAGAAGGCAGUGUACUUCGCUGAGGAGGUGCAAUGUGAAGGCAACAGCUUCCAUAAGUCCUGCUUCUUGUGCAUGGUCUGUAAGAAGAACUUGGACAGCACCACUGUUGCUGUGCAUGGAGAGGAGAUCUACUGCAAGUCGUGCUACGGCAAGAAGUAUGGCCCCAAGGGCUAUGGCUACGGGCAGGGCGCAGGGACCCUCAGCACUGACAAGGGAGAGUCCCUGGGCAUCAAAUAUGAAGAGUGA
Messenger RNA from Acanthisitta chloris (rifleman), 285 nucleotides. RefSeq names its product cysteine and glycine-rich protein 1. Gene Ontology annotation, biological process: sarcomere organization; muscle tissue development. Lineage: Eukaryota; Metazoa; Chordata; Aves; Passeriformes; Acanthisittidae. The coding region runs from base 1 to 285 and encodes 94 amino acids. The transcript has 2 exons. Gene Ontology annotation, cellular component: Z disc; nucleus; cytoplasm. The record is from RefSeq and is a predicted model, not a curated record. Gene Ontology annotation, molecular function: structural constituent of muscle; actinin binding.